AUGAUUACAGAGCUUGGAAGAUCAAUAACAAACACUCUAUCUAACCUCCUGAACUCGCCCACUACAGAUCAGGACAUUGAGACGGCGAUAAAGGAGAUAUGCAACUCGCUGAUUCUUUCGAACGUGAAUCCAAAGUAUGUGGGUGAUCUAAGAAACUCGCUAAGGGCGAAGCUGGAUCCAAAAGAGAUGCCGCCUGGAUUCAACAAGGCAAGGAUGGUCCAGAAUGCCGUGUACGAGAAGUUGGUUGAUCUUUUGGAUCCAAAGGCCGAGAGCUACAAGGUCGAGAAGGGAAAGGCAAAUGUUGUUGUCUUUGUAGGUCUUCAGGGGUCUGGGAAGACAACCAGCAUAUGCAAGUACGCCAACUUCUACAAGAAGAAGGGAUAUAAGGUUGGGAUAGUAUGUGCAGACACGUUCAGGGCUGGUGCAUUUGACCAGGUCAGGCAGAAUGCGCUGAAGAUCAAGGUUCCAUUCUUUGGAAGCUCUGAGGCAGAUCCCGUGAAGGUUGCAGGGGCUGGGGUGGAGAGAUUCAGAAAGGAGAAGUUUGAGCUCAUUCUUGUUGAUACGAGUGGCAGGCAUACACAGGAGAGCGAGCUGUUUACGGAGAUGAAGGACAUUGUCCGGGAGAUACGUCCAAACAGCAUUGUGUUUGUAAUGGAUGCCGGGAUAGGGCAGUCUGCAGAGGACCAGGCUGUUGGAUUCAAGAAUGCCGUGGAUGUCGGGUCUAUAAUACUUACGAAAAUUGACGGGACGAAUAAGGCAGGAGGUGCAUUAAGCUCUGUGGCAGCAACGAAGUGCCCCAUUGAGUUCGUCGGGACUGGAGAGGGCAUGGAGGAUCUUGAGGUGUUUGAUGCAAGAAGAUUUGUGUCGCGUAUGCUUGGGAUGGGAGAUGUCGAGGGAUUAAUGGAAAAGGUUGGAAGCCUUGGAAUUGAUGAGAAGGAGGUUGUGAAGAAGCUGAGGCAAGGGAAGUUCACCCUUGGAGACUUCUAUGACCAAUUCCAGAAGAUCCUGAGUCUUGGGCCUAUUUCUAAGCUACUUGAGAUGAUGCCGGGGUUUUCUGGCCUUUCUCUUCCCGACGAGGAGUCCUUUAAGAAGCUCAUAUAUGUAUUCGAUUCUAUGAGCCGUGGAGAGUUAGACUCCACUGGGCAGAUAUUCGAAAGAGAACCGAGCAGGGUGAUGAGAGUAGCUAGGGGAAGCGGGACAUCCGUCCAGGGUGUGGUUGAGAUUCUUACGCAGUUCAAGAAGGCCCAUGCAGUGAUGCAGAAGAUCAGCUCCAUCCCUGGAAUUGAGAGUAUGAUGGGAAACCCCAAGUCCAUGAGCCUAUCUCAAAAGGCAAAGCUGAAAGAGCAGGCAAGAAAUAUCCUACCAAAGGACCUUCUUGAUCGCAUGGGUUCGAUGUUCUGA
Encephalitozoon hellem ATCC 50504 is the source of this 1401-nucleotide messenger RNA. RefSeq names its product signal recognition particle GTPase. Gene Ontology annotation, cellular component: cytosol; signal recognition particle, endoplasmic reticulum targeting. Bases 1 to 1401 code for a protein of 466 amino acids. The record is from RefSeq and is a predicted model, not a curated record. The transcript has a single exon. NCBI's taxonomy places the organism in Eukaryota, Fungi, Microsporidia, Unikaryonidae. Gene Ontology annotation, molecular function: ATP hydrolysis activity; GTP binding; GTPase activity. Gene Ontology annotation, biological process: SRP-dependent cotranslational protein targeting to membrane, translocation; SRP-dependent cotranslational protein targeting to membrane.